Talaromyces rugulosus is the source of this 984-nucleotide messenger RNA. RefSeq lists its product as uncharacterized. Gene Ontology annotation, molecular function: 4-hydroxy-tetrahydrodipicolinate synthase activity. The transcript has 2 exons. The coding region runs from base 1 to 984 and encodes 327 amino acids. The record is from RefSeq and is a predicted model, not a curated record. Lineage: Eukaryota; Fungi; Ascomycota; Eurotiomycetes; Eurotiales; Trichocomaceae.
AUGACUUCCACCAUCGCCGUCAAGUCAAAACAACUGCCCCCGGGCGUCUACGUUCCUGUCAUUUCUCAUUACAAGAGCACCCCGCAGCAAGAAAUCGAUCUAGAUGCAGCAUACAAGCAUUUCACUCACCUGAUCCGUAGCGGGGUCCAUGGAAUCGUCUUAGCAGGCACCAACGCAGAAGCAGUUUUGCUUUCUCCCACUGAGCGCCAGGAUCUGGUUCGUGUUGCCCGAAAAGCCGUCCAAGAUUUGGGAGUAGUAGACUACCCCCUGGUGGCCGGUAUCAGCGGUCAAUCAACAAACGAGACGAUUCAACUUGCCGAAGAUGCAGCCAAGGCUGGCGCUGGCUGGGCUCUUCUUCUGCCUCCCAGCUACUGGGCCAAGGCUGUUAGCAAGGACGUCAUUUUGAGCUUUUACAAAGAGGUUGCCGACCUGAGUCCUAUUCCUGUCGUGAUUUAUAGUUUCCCUGCUGUCACAAAUGGUGUUGACAUUAGCUCCGACGUCAUGUCCGAACUCGCCCAUCACCCCAACAUUGUCGGCACCAAGCUCACAUGCGGAAACGCUGGUAAAGUCACACGUCUUAGCCACCAAUACAAUUCAAAUCAAUUCAGCGUCUAUGCCGGCUCCUCAGACUGGCUGCUGCCAUGUCUGAUUGGAGGGGGUGUUGGCUGCGUAACGGGUAUGGGCAACGUAUUUCCCAAGUCGACAUCGAAGCUAUACAAUCUGUGGGCGGCAGGCAAGGUCGAAGAAGCGCAGAAACUCCAAGGACUGGUGGCCGAGACAGAAAAGGUCUGCAAGGAAGGCAUUGCGCUGACCAAAUAUGCGUCGUGGUAUUUCAUCGGACAAGAGGCAGGGAUUGCGGCAGAGGUAUACUACCCACGCAAGCCUUACCAACCUGCGGGCAAGGAGAAGCAAGACUGGGCUGUCAAAGUUAUGACUGAGCUAUCACAGUACGAAAAAGCACUGCCCAAUGUGGUUGGAAAAUAG